Molecule: messenger RNA, 638 nt
Organism: Sphaerulina musiva SO2202
Lineage: Eukaryota; Fungi; Ascomycota; Dothideomycetes; Mycosphaerellales; Mycosphaerellaceae
Product: ankyrin
Exons: 1
Coding region: 196-546 (116 amino acids)
Cellular component (GO): cytoplasm; nucleus
Molecular function (GO): protein binding
Source: RefSeq, a predicted model, not a curated record
GAAGCACUGCUCUGGAAUGGAUAGGAUAUUAAUGCUCCUAUAUUACCUACCGGACCAACAGCGCUAGGAUACGUCGUCUACGAUACAGCUCUGACGAAGUGGUUUCUGGAACACGGCGCAGAUCCCAAUGGUAGCUAUCAGUACGAGACAGCUUUCUCGUGCGCGGCGGGGUUAGGCUCGAUAGAGAUUAUUGAGAUGUUCUUGGAUCGAGGCGCGGAUAUACUUCGUAGCGACAUUUUGUACUUUGCUUCCGGGCGCCGUAGGAACGCAGUCGAGGUAACGAAUUUCUUGCUCAGCAGAGGCGCAGACCCAAAUCGCCUCCGCUUCGAUGGAUUAGAGCCCGGUUGGUCUAUAUCUAGGCUCAAAGACGGAUUGGGGACCCCUCUGCAUUACGCUAUUAGGAGGCAUAGACUGGAUGUUGUCCUUGCUCUCGUAAAGGCUGGGGCGGAUUUAAGUGUACAAGAUACGCUUGGUCGCACGCCGAGGAUGUUAGCGGAGCUGAGGCAUAAUGCUGAAGUGCUUGCUUUGCUGGAUGCGCACAAGUGAUGGAAAUUGUAGGUGGUAUAGGCAGAACCACCACAUACCCUACUAUGCUAUAAUACGGUACUGUAAGUCUUAACAAUACAUGUAGCUAUUUC